Leptinotarsa decemlineata (Colorado potato beetle) is the source of this 798-nucleotide messenger RNA. RefSeq names its product gamma-interferon-inducible lysosomal thiol reductase-like protein. Lineage: Eukaryota; Metazoa; Arthropoda; Insecta; Coleoptera; Chrysomelidae. The record is from RefSeq and is a predicted model, not a curated record. Gene Ontology annotation, molecular function: oxidoreductase activity, acting on a sulfur group of donors, disulfide as acceptor.
AUAAAAUACCUACUCACUGAGGUACAAUGUAGAAUAAUUAAAGUUUUUCUGUUCUCAUCCCACAACUGAAUCAAGGUCUUUAGAAAUGUGGUUUCUGCUAGCUUUAUCGGCGUUGUUUGUUUCUGCCAACGGUGCAAGUCCUAUGACUGUGUCCGUCUACUAUGAAAGUCUCGGCCCAUAUAGUCAAGAUUUUUUCGAAGUUCAGCUCAUUCCAGCUUACUCUGAAAUCGGAGAUAAAAUAAAAUUGGAGUUGUUACCUUCUGGAAAUAGUGAUGUCGAUCUAGUUGAUGGAAAAUAUAUCAUUACUUGUCCACGAGGAGAACCUGAGUGUUACGGAAAUAGAGUACAGGCCUGUGCGUUGGAUUUAGGAGUUGGAAACUCUGGAAUAGAAUUUGCAAUGUGUGCAAUGACUUCCUCUGAUCCAUCCAGCCCAACAAUUUUGAAACAGUGUGCCAUUGAUCAAAAAAUUGAUUGGGACCAGAUAGAAAAUUGUUUGCAUUCUGGAAAGGCUGAUAAUUUGCUCGUUGAGUACGCCAACAGAACCUAUUCUGUGACACCCUCAAUAAACGGCAUUCCUGCAAUAGCUCUGGACAACCAUUAUGUAGAAUCUAUUACAGAAAUAGCUCUGACGAAUUUGCAAGAAAUCAUAGAAUUCAUUCAGAGUGGAGACGCAUGCUAUUGGUGUGAACCGAAGGAGUUUAACUGAAGUAAUUCCGUAUUUCAUAUGUAUUUUAGGUGAAAUAUUUGUGAACCAAGAUUUCGAUUGAAUCAGUAAAUAAAUAUUCAUGAGAGAGUUAA